UGUUCUGACUUGAUUGUGAGCUCUACUGACUCCCAUUAGAACAUCCAAGAGGAGAAUGGCUGUAAAUGGAGUCCUGGUGUUAGAAGUUUUCUUCAUAGCUCUCCUGACGUGGCCUCAGAAAUCAUGGGCUAUCAAAGAGGAACACAAGAUCAUCCAGGCAGAAUUCUACUUGUCCCCUGAUGAAGCAGGAGAAUUUAUGUUUGACUUCGAUGGUGAUGAGAUUUUCCAUGUGGACAUAAAAAAGGAGCAGACGGUCUGGCGCCUGGAAGAGUUUGGACAGUAUGCCAGCUUUGAGGCGCAGGGUGCAUUGGCCAAUAUGGCCGUGGACAAAGCCAAUCUGGGGGCCAUGAUGAAGCGCUCCAACAACACUCCGGGCAGCAACGUGGCUCCUGAAGUAACCGUGCUCUCCCACGGCCCCGUGGAACAGGGAGAACCCAAUGUCCUCAUCUGUUUUGUGGACAAGUUCUCCCCUCCGGUGCUCAGUGCCACAUGGCUCAAAAAUGGAAAGCCAGUCACCAAGGGCGUGUCAGAGACCGUCUUCCUACCCAGGGAGGACAACCUGUUCCGCAAGUUCUACUAUCUCCCCUUCCUGCCCUCUAUUGAAGAUGUCUAUGACUGUCAAGUGGACCACUUGGGUUUGGAUAAACCUCUUCUCAAGCACUGGGAGUUUGAAGAGCGAUCCCCUGUCCCAGAGACCACAGAGAAUGUGGUGUGUGCCCUGGGCCUGAUUGUGGGCCUGGUGGGCAUCCUUGUCGGGACCAUCUUGAUCAUCAAGGGCAUGCACAAAAACAGUGCCACGGGACGCCAAGGGCCUCUCUGAGUCACGUGAAGGUGAUGGCCUUUCUUAAAGAGAAGAUCAAUGAAGAAACUUCUGCCAGGAUCACAUAACUCAGCAUUUUGCAGCCCUACACGGCAUGUGUGAUGACGUCUUCCCCGAUCUGUCCAUGUCUAACAUCCAGCUGAUCCUCCUGUCCGCUUCCCUUUCCUGUGUUUGUUUAUCCCUACUUCCUAUUAUUUCAUUAUCACUGGACAGUUCCUUUGGAAUACAUCCCAAAGGAGUCUCUCUGUUAGGUAACUUUCUAACUACUGCCCGGGAAUACCUUCUAUGUACUUGCCGCUUGGGGUUUCUCCAAAUUGUCAAUUUUCGAAU
This is a messenger RNA of Fukomys damarensis (Damara mole-rat), 1150 nucleotides long. RefSeq names its product mamu class II histocompatibility antigen, DR alpha chain. The record is from RefSeq and is a predicted model, not a curated record. The transcript is spliced from 5 exons. Lineage: Eukaryota; Metazoa; Chordata; Mammalia; Rodentia; Bathyergidae. Gene Ontology annotation, molecular function: MHC class II protein complex binding. Gene Ontology annotation, cellular component: membrane; MHC class II protein complex. The coding region runs from base 56 to 820 and encodes 254 amino acids. Gene Ontology annotation, biological process: immune response; positive regulation of T cell activation; antigen processing and presentation of exogenous peptide antigen via MHC class II.